Messenger RNA from Racocetra fulgida, 619 nucleotides. NCBI's taxonomy places the organism in Eukaryota, Fungi, Glomeromycota, Glomeromycetes, Diversisporales, Gigasporaceae. The record is from the annotation of a GenBank genome assembly.
AUGAACGAAAAAUUUCAAUCCAUGAUUUCAAUCAUUAAACCAAUUAACUCUGACGACAAUCCUAUGGAUCAAAAUCAAGCGAUUAACAAUGCGCAGAAAUUAAUUCAACUUCCAUUCCCACCCAUGAUCAAUCCUUGUGAUUUAAUCGUUUUGCGUCCAGAUGGACAUGUUCCUAGAACUCCCAACGCCUUUAUAAUUUAUCGAAAAUUAUUCGUUAAGACCGCAUCUGUUUACAAACAUAAUUUACCAAUGAGCAUUAUUUCUUCUAUAGCAUCUAAAUCAUGGGAACAAGAACCGGAUGAUGUUAAAGAAGAAUAUAGGAGAAUUGCAAAGGAGGCUUUUAAUUAUCGUAAUAAAUUAUUUCCCGGACUUAAGAAUGUAAGCAAGAGAAAUCGAUGGAGAACUAUUUUAUUUAAUAAGCCUUAUACUCGCAAGAUUAGGAUGCCUAAAUCUAGGAAGUCCGUUAAUAAACCAAAACAUCACAAAUCACCAAUUAUAUCUCCCAUUUCGAAACUCAAUAGUUUAAACGAAGUUAGUUCGCCAAACCUUAAUUUGUCUGUAAAUUGGACUAAUCAAGACAUACCAAUACUUUCAAAUCCCAAUUUAUCAAUGAUUUCUA